Messenger RNA from Drosophila novamexicana, 1558 nucleotides. RefSeq names its product cysteine desulfurase, mitochondrial (gene Nfs1). Gene Ontology annotation, cellular component: cytosol; nucleus; mitochondrion. The record is from RefSeq and is a predicted model, not a curated record. The coding region runs from base 86 to 1486 and encodes 466 amino acids. Lineage: Eukaryota; Metazoa; Arthropoda; Insecta; Diptera; Drosophilidae. Gene Ontology annotation, biological process: [2Fe-2S] cluster assembly. The transcript is spliced from 2 exons. Gene Ontology annotation, molecular function: pyridoxal phosphate binding; cysteine desulfurase activity.
GGCUUCUUCUGAUUAGAUUGUGAAAUAAUACGAGAAGUAAAUAAAUUGAUAUUAGCGCAAAUACUAACACACGUGCAGUACAAACAUGCAGAAAAUGCUGGGCAGAUUGCAGGCUAACGUGUUACGGCCAAAUGGCACGGCACUGGCAUUUGUUAUACGACGACAGGCAUCAACAACCUCAGCAGCUGCUAAGCCAGCAGCAACAAAUCUGGCGACCACAUCAAAAGAAUUUCGUGAGCGUCAGGUGCGUUUCAACAUCAAGAACGAUCAAACAGAUGGGCGACCCCUAUACCUGGAUGCACAGGCCACAACGCCAAUGGAUCCGCGCGUCUUGGACGCAAUGCUACCUUAUUUGACCAAUCAGUUUGGUAAUCCGCACUCGCGCACACAUGCCUAUGGCUGGGAAUCGGAGCUGGCUAUGGAGAAAGCACGCGACCAGGUCGCUAAACUAAUUGGUGCCGAUCCCAAGGAGAUCAUCUUCACUUCCGGCGCCACAGAAUCCAACAAUAUUGCAGUCAAAGGAGUAGCUCGUUUCUAUGGCACCAACAAGAAGCAUGUGAUCACAACACAGACCGAACACAAGUGCGUGCUGGACUCGUGCCGUGCACUGGAGAACGAGGGCUUUCGGGUUACAUAUUUGCCGGUUAAGACCAAUGGAAUCAUUGACCUGCAGCAGCUGGAGGCGGCAAUGACGCCUGACACAUCCCUCGUUUCCAUUAUGACAGUCAAUAACGAAAUUGGCGUGCAGCAGCCAAUUUUUGAGAUUGGCAAGAUGUGCCGCUCACGCAAAAUUUUCUUUCAUACGGAUGCGGCGCAGGCCGUGGGAAAAAUACCCUUAGAUGUGAAUGCAAUGAAUAUUGAUCUAAUGUCCAUAUCGGGGCACAAAAUUUAUGGUCCCAAAGGCGUAGGCGCCUUGUACGUAAGACGCCGACCGCGUGUGCGCCUCGAGCCGAUACAGAGUGGAGGUGGCCAGGAGCGCGGCUUGCGCAGCGGCACCGUGCCCGCCCCUUUAGUUGUGGGUCUGGGCGCAGCGGCCGAGCUGGCACUGCAAGAGAUGGACUACGAUAAGAAGUGGGUCGAUUUUCUGUCCAAGCGCCUGAUGGACAAAUUAACGACAGCUCUGCCACAUGUGAUACGCAAUGGCGAUUCGGUACACACAUACAGCGGUUGCCUCAACUUGUCCUUUGCCUACGUCGAGGGCGAAUCGCUGCUGAUGGCACUGAAGGAUGUUGCGCUCAGCAGCGGCUCUGCCUGCACCUCAGCAUCGCUGGAGCCGUCGUAUGUGCUGCGCGCCAUUGGCGCAGAUGAGGAUCUGGCGCACAGCUCCAUUCGCUUCGGCAUAGGUCGCUUCACCACCGUUGAGGAGGUCGACUAUACGGCCAACAAGUGCAUCAAGCAUGUGGAGCGACUGCGCGAAAUGUCGCCACUGUGGGAAAUGGUGCAGGAGGGCAUUGAUAUAAAGACCAUACAAUGGUCACAGCACUAGCUACCCACAAAUGAUUAUUGUUGCAGUUGCUGCCUAAGCAAAUAAUUUGAAUACAUUGCACGUUCGACGCAA